UCAUUUUUCUUACAAUGGAGAGCAUAAAGAGGAGGUGCUAUUGGUAGCGAUGUUGCCCAGUUCCUGGUUUCCUCUUUCCAGUGUACCGCUUACUUGAUCAGACUUGUUUGCUUUUCAAACGGAGUUGUUUAAGUUUUUGUUCUUCACUAACAGUGUUUUAUUUGUUCGUGAGACAGGAUGUCAGUGACUGUGUCCAAGGCUGAUGGGGUCACAGUACUCACUCUGACCUCUGACCCCCAAAGUCCUUGGCCUCCUCUGUGCCAGAUCUUCAAGAACCUUUGCUACAGUCCAGUGUGCUGCAGUGUGUCUCAGCACCUGAGAAGCCUCAACAGAGCUUCUCAGACAGUGCUGGGGACUCUGCAGAUAAUGAUCGGGCUUCUCAACAUUGGAUUUGGACUUAUACUCUAUAACACUCGGACCUCCCCUGACAUAGACUACUUAGGCUUUCCAUUUUGGUUGGCUGCAUUGUUCAUCAUCUUCGGCAUUGUGUGCAUUUUGUCUGAGAAGUAUCCAAGUCCAUGUUUGGUCAUCCUUACUGUGAUUCUGAAUCUGACUGGAGUUGCUUUUGCCAUCACAGGCAUUGCAAUGUACGGCAUUUCUUUAGUAGAAAUUGGUUAUUGGAGGAACUAUGACUACAAUUGCUACAGUCGCUACAAUGGCUACAAUGGCUACAAUGGCUACAAUGAUUACUGGUAUGGAAGGGAAACAAUAAGGCCUCCAUCUUUGGAGGAAAAACUCCUUCAGGAGAAAUGCUUGGAGGGCCAGGCAGUGCUGGUGAUGCUCCUGAGAAGCAUCAGUGCUGUGAUGAUCAUCUUGUCUGUUCUGGAGCUCUGUGUUGUGAUAAGCUCUGCUGUCCUGGGAAUCAAGGCUCUGAGGAACAAAGAAAAAGGACAAAACAAGAGCACUGACGACCCAGAGCUCUACAAACCUCUGCUGGAGGAAGUCACUGCACAGCCUGUGGCAUAAACAUCUUGGCUCUGUGCAUGGAAGUGUCAGAGAUUUACACACAUUGUUACUAAUAACUCACUGACAAUAUACGAAUUAUGACUGUGUGUUGAUGUAGUGAUUUAUAUCUUAUAUUUAGUUAGAUCCCAGCACCAUCAUGUAAAAAUUGAUUGAUAAAGAAAAAAAUAAUUGUUACAAGUCUCUUGUUCUCUUUCUUUUUUUUACAGAAGUGUUUAAACAGGGAAUGUCAGGUGGAGGUUGUUAUUGUUAAAUAAGGUUUGAAAUUUUAAGAAAGUUUUUACUUUUCCCAGCCUGUGUUGUAAAUGAUUUCUUGGCAUGUUCAAUAAAGCAUGAAAAAUUAA
This is a messenger RNA of Oreochromis aureus, 1307 nucleotides long. RefSeq lists its product as uncharacterized. The coding region runs from base 178 to 966 and encodes 262 amino acids. The transcript has 7 exons. Gene Ontology annotation, cellular component: membrane. Lineage: Eukaryota; Metazoa; Chordata; Actinopteri; Cichliformes; Cichlidae. The record is from RefSeq and is a predicted model, not a curated record.